This is a messenger RNA of Pogoniulus pusillus (Red-fronted tinkerbird), 1517 nucleotides long. RefSeq names its product ATPase H+ transporting V0 subunit c (gene ATP6V0C). Bases 331 to 795 code for a protein of 154 amino acids. The transcript is spliced from 3 exons. Gene Ontology annotation, biological process: proton transmembrane transport. Gene Ontology annotation, molecular function: proton-transporting ATPase activity, rotational mechanism. Gene Ontology annotation, cellular component: membrane; proton-transporting V-type ATPase, V0 domain. The record is from RefSeq and is a predicted model, not a curated record. NCBI's taxonomy places the organism in Eukaryota, Metazoa, Chordata, Aves, Piciformes, Lybiidae.
CACGUGACGGGCGAGGCUCCGCCAUUUUGUCCUGCGGAGGCAGUACUUAGGGCGUAGCGCCCGCGCCGCCGCGCACUCCUGCCGGGACGGAGCUCCGCGCCGCAGCUUCUCCUCCCUCCCUCUCCCGCCCGUGGCCGGCCCCCUCCCUUGUGCAGCUCUCAGCCGGCCUCCGCCCCGUCUCCCUCCCUCUUUCCCUUCUUGCCUCCGCCAUUUUGUGGCCGAGCGCUGCCCGCGGAGACCCGGCGCCGCGGCGGAGCCUCCCACCUCCCCCUUCGCCCUCUUGCGCUCCCUCUCCCAGCGGCGCCUACCCUCGGCCCGGCCCGCGCAGCCAUGUCGUCCAGCUCUAAUCCCGAGUACGCCUCCUUCUUCGCCGUGAUGGGCGCCUCGGCUGCCAUGGUCUUCAGCGCCUUGGGAGCUGCCUAUGGAACAGCAAAAAGUGGCACGGGUAUUGCAGCUAUGUCUGUGAUGAGGCCUGAGCUCAUCAUGAAGUCCAUCAUCCCCGUGGUCAUGGCGGGCAUCAUAGCAAUCUAUGGCCUCGUAGUGGCAGUGCUCAUUGCCAAUGCCCUCUCACCUUCCAUCACACUAUUCAAGAGCUUUCUUCAGCUGGGUGCUGGCUUGAGCGUGGGCCUGAGCGGCCUGGCUGCUGGUUUUGCCAUUGGCAUCGUGGGCGACGCAGGUGUACGGGGAACAGCACAGCAGCCCAGGUUAUUCGUGGGCAUGAUCCUCAUCUUGAUCUUCGCUGAAGUCUUGGGUCUCUACGGCCUCAUCGUCGCCCUUAUCCUCUCCACAAAGUAAAAAAAGUAGUCACACAGUAUGAUGUAAAGAGAUGUAACAAAUCUACGUUUAAAAACAAAACAAACCCGAGGGGAAAAAAAACAAAGCUCCAGAAUGAAAAUGGUCUCUCCAAUGUGUACAGUCGUCCCAAUUUGGUAGUUUGAUCUCUUGUAAAUGCGCAAUGUAUGUUAGUGACUUCGUCUGUCCUUGUGUGUACUUCAAUAUUCAAUUGGAUGGGCUGCUCCAAGCCUGCUGCUGCAUGCCUUGGGGUGGCCCCUGUGCAAUUUUUUCCCCCCCUCCUCUCUCUCCCACCCAUUGCUGUUAGUAUUUUAUGUAUAAAUAUGAACUAGAAAUGUAAUUUUUGUUUUGGGGUUUUUUUCCUCUUCACUGGAUGUUUAUUUAUAAAAAGACUUGACAUGUUCAUACACAUCUUAUGGAGCGAGGAUUUUCAAUUUCCCAUUGCUAUAUAUAUUAAUCUUCUAUAUAUAUAGGUAGAUUUACACUGUGGGGUCAAUUGUUCAGUGCAGAGAAUUCCUUGGAUAUGUAACUUUUUGAAUCUCAAGAUCGCUGUAGUGUCCUGGUUGUUGGAGUAUGAGAACUUUGUGUUUUAUUACAGCAGCAGCUGUCCGAAACACUCCUGUGUUUCAGUAGUGACCGCCAGUGCUCCGGCAGCAGAGUUGUGCUCCCGCUCUUGGGGUACGAACUUGACCAUGUUUCCAAAUAAAACUUCCUCACUACAUUGC